Molecule: messenger RNA, 2001 nt
Organism: Diabrotica balteata
Lineage: Eukaryota; Metazoa; Arthropoda; Insecta; Coleoptera; Chrysomelidae
Source: the annotation of a GenBank genome assembly
CCGGAAUUUAGAUUGAAUUAGUACCCAUAUUUAUUAUUUAUGUAAAUAUGGUUUUUGUGAGCUUGUUACCGGUUUAUGAAAGAAAAAUAUCUUGUAAAAUAUUGGUAACACAAAUCUGAUUUAAUAUUAGAUUAUAAGGAUGGCUGACAAAUUUGAAGAGUUAUACCAAAAGUAUAAUCUCUUAUCCAACGCCAAGGAAAACAUCACAGAGCUUUCUGAUGAAUACCUAGAAUGUAUAGAACAUGCCAAAGGUACAGACAAAGAAAAAAAAUUGGCGGCACAAAUUAUUGCCCAGUACUUCAAACAUUUUCCACAACAUAAUGAAAGAGCUUUGAGUGCUGUUUUUGAUCUUUGUGAAGAUGGAGAUCCAUCGAUACGAAUAAGUGCCAUUAUGUUCUUGCCAAUGUUAUGUAAACAUUCUAAAGAAAUUGCUACAGUGGUAGCUAAUAUUUUAGCUCAACUGAUGAUCCUGUUAGAUCAACAACAAGAAUUUAAUGUUACUUGUAAUUCUCUGGAUCAGGUGUUCAAAGAAUAUCCAUUAAAAACAUUAAAAGCUUUGUUUACUCAGAUAUAUGCAGCUGAACCAACUACAAGGGAAAAUGCUGUCAAAUACAUAUACAAAAAAAUUAUCAAAUUAGAUGAGAAAAUUACAGCUGUAUGUACUGACUUACUUAUAGAGGAAGGGAAGAAGAUAUUGCAGGUGUCUACAGUAACAGAGUUUUUAAUAAUAAUUCCUUUUUUUAUGAAUACAAAAUAUGCAAGAACGCCAAUUGGGCAACAGGAAUUGGUCAAUUUAAUAGCACAUAGAGCAGAAAUCAACCAAGAGUUUGAAGGCAAAGAUAGUUUGAUUUGUGAUAGACUUAUUAUAUGUACUGACCAUGUAUUGCCUAUUUUCAAUGCAACUGUUGAAUCAACAGAGUAUGUAAAGUUCUAUUGUAAACAAAUAUUGCCAAAAUGGGAUGUGAUCGCUGAAUUACAAGAUGGUGAAGUGAUGCAAACAAAGCUUUUACAACUGCUGGCUGAUCUUUCUAAUCAUUGUGGCAAAUUAGAUACUCCAACCUCGUAUAUUGUUCAUAUAUUUGAUAAAUUAAAGCUGUACAUGCCUCUUCCGCCAGAUGAUGAGGAUAUAAACAAAAUUCCAAAUCUAAACUUCUCUGCUGUAGAAUGUUUACUGUAUGCCUUCCACAGAUUAGUAAGACAGGUUCCUGAAUUUCUGACUUCAGAUCCAACUACAUUCAAUGAUUUUAGAUCUAGACUGGCUUAUUUUUCCCGAGGUGUAGGAGGGUGCAAACGUGCUCUUGAGAUAAUACAUAAUAAAGAUGAUGAAAAAAUUAAAAUAGCACCUACAUUAUUGGACAAUAUUAAUACUUUGAUCAAAGACUUAUUUUAUCAGACUCCUACAUAUAGGUGUAAUAUUCAGCUUUCCUUUAAACCUGUGAAUAGUUCUAAAAAGGAACCUAUAAAACUACUAAAUAUACAAAAAAGAUAUGCUCCUAUAGACUUCAACUCAAAUAAUGGUAGUCAAACAAGUCAUAAGCAUAUGCGAUUAAAUAAAAGUUCUGAAAAUAUGAAAUUGUAUACACCACCUAGUGGGAAGUUCAGCAAUAAUUUCCAAAGCUACGAUGAUAUGGGAGGUCGUGGUAGGGGAAGGGGUGGCAAAGGAAUGAGAGGAGGUCUGAAGAGAAUGAAACCUAGAGGAUGGAAAAACUAGGUUCAGGUUAAACUUCCAGGAAGUUAUUUUCAAUUCUAAUAAUUAGAACUUGAAGGAAGUGACUUUUUAUAGUUAUAAAGGCGUUAUAAAUAUUUGUCUCAGAUUUAAGUUAUUUUUUGGCUUUUUAAACAGAAUAUUUUGCUUUGAGACGUUUUAUUAAUAUUUUGUUCUGUUCAAGACAAUUUUUUUUUUAAUAAAAGUAAGAUAGAAAGAACUAAUUAAGAAUUCACAAAAUCUUGCUGUUUUAUGUGAGAUUUAUUAUGUGUUUGAUGUAAUAAAAUGUGUUUUAU